This is a messenger RNA of Amoebophrya sp. A25, 251 nucleotides long. NCBI's taxonomy places the organism in Eukaryota, Dinophyceae, Syndiniales, Amoebophryaceae. The record is from the annotation of a GenBank genome assembly.
AUGGCACCAGCACUGAAGAAGCAGAUUCUAGAUGCUAUCGUGCAAGCAGAAGAACCUGCUACACAAGCUUCGAAUAGUAAUAGUGAACAAGGAAAAAAUGGAAGUGGGUGUGGGAGUAUGAUCGUCGGAGAUUGUACUGGUGAUAGUAGAACCAGUAAUGCAAAUGAGCAGGGUUUUGAUACUCCUGAGACACAAGUGACGGUGGAAGAUUUACGUGGGCCUGUGUGUAAUGCGAGUAUUCGCAGUGCUGG